UGCUCAUGCUCCGCCUGCCCAGUGACGAGUAUUUCAGAAGAAGAUGCCUUGGAGGAAAUUCUAUGUGCCGCCCUUAUGAAAUGGACAUUUACUGAUUCUGGUGUUUAUUUGAGUCGUUGAAAGACUCUUUGGUGGAUACAUCUGAUACUAAGAGUUUUUCAAGAAGGAAAGAGCAAUGGCCCAAUCAUCACCAACAUCACCAAAAAGAAGAGAAACCAGACAAAAAAAAGGUCUAACUGCACCUUCAAUCAUGUCAUCCUCCAGUGGUCGACUGACUGAGGAGCUUCAGUGCUCUAUAUGUCUGGAUGUGUUCACUGAUCCAGUCAGCACUCCAUGUGGACACAACUUCUGCAAGACCUGUCUGAAUAAGUGCUGGGACAACAGCCAGACCUGCAGCUGUCCUUACUGUAAAGAAACAUUCAGCCAAAGACCUGAUCUCAAGAUUAAUACCACACUCAGAGAGGUUAUAGAUCACUAUAAGAAGAAAACACCUAAUAAAAACGCUGAAGUUUUGUGUGACAUCUGUGAGGAAAGAAAGCGGAAAGCCCUAAAGUCAUGUGUGGUGUGUCAGAGCUCUUACUGUGAAACUCAUCUGGAGCAUCAUUUGAGAGUGGCAGGUUUAAAGAAACACAAACUGAUGGAGCCUGUGAGUAAUCUGGAGGAAUAUAUAUGUCAGACACAUGAGAGACCUCUGGAGCUGUUCUGUAGAGAUGAUCAGACAUGUUUGUGUACGAUGUGUGCUCUGUCAGAUCACAAGAACCACAAUACUGUUCCUCUAGAAGAGGAGAGUGAAGAGAAGAAGGCUCAACUGAUGAAAACACAGAAAUAUGUGCAGCAGAUGAUUCGGGAGAAAAUCAAUAAGAUUAAAGCCAUCAAACUGUCAGCAGAAGUUAGAAAGAGAAACACAAAGAUGGAGAAAGCAGCCCGUGUUGAGUUCUUCACUGAUCUGAUCCGCUCCAUUGAGAGAUGUCAGACUGAACAGCAGGAGAUGAUGGAGGAGCAGCAGAAAGCAGCAGAGAAACAGGAGAAAGAGCUCAUCGAAGAGCUGGAGCUGAAGAUCUCUGAGCUAAAGAUGAGAAACACUGAACUGGAGCAGCUCUCACACACUGAAGAUGCCCUCCACCUUCUACGGAUGUUCUCAUCUCUCUGCAUCCCUAAAAACACCAGAAACAGGCCUGAGAUCAGCAUGAAGACUGAUGUGAGUCUGGAGACUCUGAGGAGAGCUCUGACUCAACUGCAGCACACUCUAGAUGAGAAAUUCAGAAAAACAAAGCUGAAGAGGAUGCAGCAGUAUGCAGAGAGCAGAUCCUCAGUUUCUUCAGGGCACAAUAGCAGCAGUUCUGCAGAUGCGCUUGUGAAAAACUGCAAACUGUCUGAGGCUUCAUCUGAGUUUGUCACAGGCUCUUAUACAUCAUUCCAGGAGUCCUCUUUGGCUGAUUUCGUUCAGGAAUUCGUAAGCCAUCUGUACUCAUCUCCAGGUUCCUUUGAGUCUGAAAUCGAUUACAUCACAGACACGUUGAACAGCUGCGUCACUACAGAGGAGACUCUGCAGAAGCUGGUAGAGCUCAUCUACAUACAGUCCACGUCUAUCCCUCACUUCACCUACACAGGAGCGAGGCUGUGUAACCAUCUGUCUCAUCACAUCCAUUUUAAUCCAGCCAGAGGUAACUUCAGACAGCUGCUCCUGAAGAGGUGUCACACUGAGUAUGAGCAGAGGGAGCAGGCCGUGAGAGGAGAUCCAGACACCCAGAAAAAGUUUCACUCUUAUGUGCUGUUUCUGGGGGAGCUUUACAUUAACCUGGAGAUAAAAAGUGUAAAGAACAAACCUGGGCGAGCUAAUGUCUUACUGCGAGCGCUAAAGGAUCUUUUGAUCACAUUAUUUUCUCACCCAGAGGACCCCAACCUCAUGUGUGCUGUCAAAUUACUCAAGCUGACUGGUUCCGUUCUGGAAGACACAUGGAAGGAGAAAGGCCAGUCAGACAUGGACGAGAUAAUCAAGAAAAUCAAAUACAUUCUGCUGGAUGCCAAAUGCAGCCGAGAUGUCAGGACGAUGCUGUUGAAACUGGUGGAAUUGCAAUCCAGUAACUGGGGUCGAGUUCACACAGCCGCUGUGAGCAGUGUCGCUACACCUGACAACGACCCCAACUACUUUAUGAAUGAACCAACUUCUACACAGCAGAUGGGACGCCUUUCACAGCAGCGGAUCCUGAAUUCUCAGAGAAAUAGCAGGAGAUUCUAGUCAGAGAAGAUUGCUUCCCUGAUGCAUAUGAAAAGGAUGGAAAUGAAUCCUUCUGCAGUGGAAAAGAGAUUGAGGAGGCGUUUGAGAGGUUUUGCAUGGAGUCGGACGCAAGAAGAAAGAAAUGAGAAACUGUGUGAUGGUCAUGUUGAUGCCACACCCGACCAGCUGGAAUGUUUCAGAGUGGAAAAAACAAGAACGUUUCGAUUGAUUUUCAUUUGAUUUGGCUACAGUGACACUGGAUUUAAUUACUGUUUAGAUGUAAUGCAGCAUAAUUGACAAGUCUGUCAGGCCAUCUGUUCUGAUUUGUCAAAAAAGUUUGAAUUGAGUUUGCAAAAAAAGUUUACAGCAUCAAUAUCCAACUAAAUGCAAGAAAAACUGGGUUUUGCAUUUUACUCCUCAGUAUUUUGCCAAGUAGAUCCGAAGAGCACAGGGAGAAAGACAUAAACGUUAAAAAAAAAAAAAAUUCUGUUCUUCCUUUAUCAUAUUCUCCUUGAACCUUUUUAGAGGUUUUUUUUUAAUGUAUGCACGUUUGAGGAAAAAAGGAACCUCGAAUUUAUAGUUGGUUUGGUUUUUCAAAUGCAGGAUUAAAGUUUUCACUUUGGUCAAGUGUAUCAAAUUGGAGGAAAAGUUUGAUUGUACUGUGUUCAUUGGGUUUGCACUUUCACAGCAUAACAGUUCUUAAUUAAAGAGAGACUGUUUUUCUAAGUGAUCAAAUAGUUUUAGUUCAUGCAAUGUGUCACUGGUGGGUGUGGCCACACCUCAAAGGAAGGCUUCAUGGUGAAAGGUAGAAAGCCCUUCGACUUAAGAUUGCUCUCUAAAUGGAAAUAAAUAUUAUUGGGACAUUU
Carassius gibelio (silver crucian carp) is the source of this 3084-nucleotide messenger RNA. Its product is annotated as tripartite motif-containing protein 29. The coding region runs from base 176 to 2239 and encodes 687 amino acids. Gene Ontology annotation, biological process: protein ubiquitination. The record is from RefSeq and is a predicted model, not a curated record. The transcript is spliced from 17 exons. Gene Ontology annotation, molecular function: zinc ion binding; RNA binding; ubiquitin-protein transferase activity. Lineage: Eukaryota; Metazoa; Chordata; Actinopteri; Cypriniformes; Cyprinidae.